UAGUACAAAUUAAGCUAGAGACUUCAUAUUUGUGUUGAGUGCAAAAUGAAGAUCAUAUCUUCACUGGAUUCCCUCUUCUCUCCCCAAAAAUUUCAUCACACUAUCCAGAAAUCGCGGAUCGGCUGCCAUCAACAAUUGCGGAGUAUGCCAGUUCGUUUCUUCAUCAACCACCAACUAUCAUGGAAAACAAAAGUUUCAACGAACCGACAUUGUUGGAACAAGAAGCUGAUCAACUGCAACAUGAGUACCACCUUGAACGAACUCAGAGAUGAUCAAACCACAGUUAGACGCUGUGCUAACUAUGGUCCAACCAUUUGGAAAUAUGAAUACAUACAGUCGCUUAACAGCAACUAUGUGGGAGAACACUAUGAGAUGAAGGCAGCAAAGCUGAAAGAAGAAGUGAAACUAAUGAUGCUAGAAAAGAUGGAGACCCCAUUCCAGAAAUUAGAGCUCAUUGACACAGUCAAAAGACUUGGAGUGUCUUAUCACUUUGAGAAAGAGAUAGAGGGUUGUUUGGAUGCAAUAUACAAUGAAACAAAUUGGUCAAGUGAAGACGCAGUUGAUUUAAAUGAAACUUCUCUCAGAUUCAGACUCUUCAGACAGCAUGGUUAUAAUGUUUCUAUAGAUGUGUUUGAUAAAUUUAUAGACCAAAAUGGGAAUUUCAAGAAGCAUUUGUCUGAAGAUACUGUGGGAUUAUUGUCUUUGUACGAGGCCUCAUUUCUUGUGGUAGAGGAAGAGAGUAUAUUAGAUGAAGCGAGAGAUUUUUCUAUAAAACACUUAAAACAAAACUUGAAGAUAAUAAAUAAUUCAAAUUUGGCCAUGUUGGUGAAUCACGCACUCGAGGUUCCACUCCAUUGGGCGAUGCAAAGAUUCGAGGCAAGGUGGUUCAUAGAUGUGUAUGGAAAGCAAGAAGAUGUGAAUAUCACCCUCCUCAAUUUUGCUAAGUUGGAUUUCAACAUUUUGCAAGCUAUACAUCAAGAAGAACUUAAACAUGCUUCGAGAUGGUGGGAGAACUUAGGAUGGGACAAACAAAUGCCAUUCAUGAGGGACAGAUUGGUAGAAUGUUACCUAUGGUCCUUGACGGAGGUGUGCGAUCCACGAACUGAAUCCCAAUACUACAGAAGGAUGUCCACAAGGGUCAACCAACUGGUCACAAGCAUUGAUGAUAUUUAUGAUGUAUAUGGCACUUUGGAUGAACUCGAGCUCUUUACUAAUGCUUUUCUCAAGUGGGAAGUGAAUCUUGUCAAAACAUUGCCAAACUAUAUGAAGAUAUGUUUUCUAGGUAAUCUGAACUCUGUCAAUGAAUUGGGUUAUGAGGCUCUUAAGCAUGCCGGAGUCAACGCACUUCCAUAUCUCAUCAAAUCGUGGAAAGAUUUAUGUGGUUGUUAUAUGAAAGAAGCAAGGUGGUUCCAUGAGGGGCAUGUGCCUUCUCUUGAUGAGUAUUUGAACCAUGCAUGGAUGUCUGGUGCAAUUCCUGUGUUGGCUAUUCAUGGAUAUUUCCUUUGUGCUUCUACUUCCAAUAAUCCCAUCACUGAAGAGGGCUUGGAAGCAAUUAAAAACUAUCACGAUAUCAUCAAAUGGUCUUCCAUGGUCGGUCGCCUAGUAAAUGUUGGCAACUUCCAAGAAAGAAUUGGAACGAGGUGAUGUACACAAAUCGGUGCAACUAUAUAUGCAUGAAACUGGUGCCUCGGAAGAAGAAGCUCAAGAACAUAUUAAAUGGCUAAUUAGAGAGGCAUGGAAAAAGAUAAACACAACGCGAGCUAUGCCCAACUGCCCUUUUGAUAUGAAGUAUAUGGAUAUAGUAACAAACAUUGCGAAGGCAGCUCAGUAUAUGUAUCAAUAUGGAGAUGCACACGGGCAUAAUAUUAAAGGAAAAAAUAAGGAUCGAGUUAAUUUGCUCCUCUUCGAGCCAAUUCCUCUUUCCUUUAAUUGAUAUUAUAUGUCAGUUGAUAUUAAUGUAUUCAUCUAAAUUCUCAAUAUUGUGUGGUUAUUUAGUGUGGAGAGGCAAAAACAUACCAAAGUCAUCUUGUGAGAAUAAUAUUUAAUUUACUUA
This is a messenger RNA of Impatiens glandulifera, 2053 nucleotides long. Its product is annotated as (-)-alpha-terpineol synthase-like. Lineage: Eukaryota; Viridiplantae; Streptophyta; Magnoliopsida; Ericales; Balsaminaceae. Bases 46 to 1644 code for a protein of 532 amino acids. The record is from RefSeq and is a predicted model, not a curated record. Gene Ontology annotation, biological process: diterpenoid biosynthetic process. Gene Ontology annotation, molecular function: terpene synthase activity; magnesium ion binding. The transcript has 7 exons.